This is a messenger RNA of Miniopterus natalensis, 1207 nucleotides long. The record is from RefSeq and is a predicted model, not a curated record. Lineage: Eukaryota; Metazoa; Chordata; Mammalia; Chiroptera; Miniopteridae.
AAAGCUGUCCCGAGGGGCUCCGGCCAGCUCAGCGGGCUGGCAGGCUGGAGCAAUGGGUGACUGGAGCCUUCUGGGGAGACUAUUGGAGAAUGCACAGGAGCACUCCACGGUCAUUGGCAAGGUCUGGCUGACAGUCCUGUUCAUCUUCCGGAUCCUGGUGCUGGGAGCUGCUGCCGAGGAAGUAUGGGGAGAUGAGCAGUCAGACUUCACCUGCAACACCCAGCAGCCAGGCUGUGAGAACGUCUGCUAUGACAAAGCCUUCCCUAUCUCCCACACCCGCUUCUGGGUGCUGCAGAUCAUCUUCGUGUCCACUCCCACCCUCAUCUACCUGGGGCACGUGCUGCACAUCGUGCGCAUGGAAGAGAAGAAGAAAGGGCGGGAGGAAGAGCAGCUGAAGGGAGGCAGCCAGCACCUCAGACUGGCUAGGCAGUGUGGGCCCAGCAACCAUGGCCAGAAGGACAAACCCCUUCUGCAGGAUGACCGGGGCAAGGUCCGAAUUGCUGGGGCUCUGCUCCAGACUUAUGUUUUCAACAUCAUUUUUAAGACACUAUUUGAAGUGGGCUUCAUCGCUGGACAGUACUUUCUGUAUGGCUUUGAGCUGAAGCCACUCUACCACUGUGACCGGUGGCCCUGCCCCAACAUCGUGGACUGCUUCAUCUCCAGGCCCACGGAGAAGACCAUCUUCAUCAUUUUCAUGCUGGUUGUGGCCUGCCUGUCCCUCUUACUCAACGUGCUGGAGAUAUACCACCUGGGCUGGAAGAAGCUUAAACAGGGCAUGACCAACCAUUAUUGCCCAGACACCACUGAAUACAGGAUGGGGGCGAUAAAACCUGGGGGAGUGAGCCCACUGCCCUCCUACCCUGUUCCAACCACCAGUACUAUGGGGUACCCUCUUUACUAUACUCACUCUGCCUCUUCCAUGGAACAAGCAGUGGCCGCAGAUCAUCCUGGCUUCACUCCACCAGCAACAGACUUCAAUGUGGUAGCUCUUUCCCAGACGCAGGGGAAGGGCCGCCCUGACAAAUUCUAUGAUAGUAACCAUCACCUGCUAAUGACAGAGCAGAAUUGGGCCAACCAGGAGCCUGAGCAGCAGACUUCUGUGAGGAAGAUCUCCCCACUUCCCCCAGCCAACUCCUCAGGAGCCUGUCCCAUUGGAGAAUGGGGACCACAGCAUCUUGAGAGAGAGCAGAUUGGAAGUUACUCCUGA